AUGAUCGGCGAACUCUGUGGCAUACCCCCGAACCAUUCGUAUUUCGUGGGAAUAAUCACUGUUGAGAACCAGAAGAUAUCCGAAGACCGGAACAACGUGACAACGUCGAGCCAGGCCGACCGGCCUCCCUCUCUUUCAUUUGCCCUCCGCGAAACAAUACACACACACAUAAAAAUUGUAAAUAGCAUUCUCUGGACAUCAGGUAAUGUACUGAAUCUGUACCUAUAUGGUAUUAGACUAUAA
Molecule: messenger RNA, 243 nt
Organism: Acanthoscelides obtectus
Lineage: Eukaryota; Metazoa; Arthropoda; Insecta; Coleoptera; Chrysomelidae
Source: the annotation of a GenBank genome assembly